AUGAUGCCUGUUUCUUUCUUAUUUUAUUAUACCCCCUACCUACCUUAUGUUAAACUAGUCGACUAUACUUCACGCAUUCAUUCCCCUUUGGUUUUUAGUCAAGACUCUGGAAAAGUCGGUAACUUAUGGUAUAGCCACCGACAUGCGGGCGUUGAACGGGCAUUGACUGGGAAGACGAGCCCUGGCUCUGAUACACAUCUGAGACUUUAUUUAGAUACCACAGUCAGUUUAAGCCACUAG
Molecule: messenger RNA, 240 nt
Organism: Fusarium verticillioides 7600
Lineage: Eukaryota; Fungi; Ascomycota; Sordariomycetes; Hypocreales; Nectriaceae
Exons: 1
Coding region: 1-240 (79 amino acids)
Source: RefSeq, a predicted model, not a curated record